AUGGAGUUUGUAUUGAGUAUUUUUGAAGCCAAUUCAACGGCGUAUGGAAUCAGCAAUGGCUACAAUUACUAGGAAGAGAAGAGAUAAUUCUUUAGAGCUCUCUACGAAAAGAUUAAGAAUUGAUGCCUCUAGUUCUCUACCAGGUUAGUGCAAUUAGUUCUUGGUCUAGACCUCGUUUUGGGAUUCGAUAGAUUGACGGUUCCAUAGUGGCAGAUGUUCCUGAUGAUGAUAAUGACAAUGAUUACCACCAAGAAGAAGAUGGAGUCUCGGAAGAUGAUACUAUGGAAGCUGCAGAAACACCAAAUACUCCGUUUUCUCCUGUGCCUGGAAAAAAGUUUCCAUCCGAGUAUAAAACGAUCAAAUGUACUUAUGAAGGAUGUACAAAAACAUUUAAUCGGCCUGCAAGAUUAGCAGCACAUCUUCGGUCGCAUGCGAAUGAACGACCAUUUAUAUGCUCAUAUGAAGGGUGUGAUAAAGCAUACAUUGAGGAGAAACAUUUGAAGCAACAUAUUAAGGGAUCUCAUACUCACGAGCGAGAAUAUACAUGUGAUUGGGAAGGAUGUACAAAGAGUUUCUUAACAGCUACGAGGUUGAGACGGCAUAAAGAUGCUCAUGAAGGUCAUGAGAGAUUUAGAUGCACAUCUUAUCCUCCGUGCAAUCAAACAUUUCGAAAACAUCAAACGCUUCAACGACAUAUUCGCUCCGACCAUCUUGACCUGGCUCCAUUUCCAUGUACAUAUAUUGAUCCGAUCACAAAUGCACUUUGUAAAGCAGGAUUUGAUGCUUCAGGUGGACUCAAAAAGCAUAUGGAAAGAACUCAUGGAGCAGCAACAUUUCUAUGUGAAGAAUGUACAGUACCAGGGAAAUUUCACGAAGAUGGUACGCCUGUACCUUUAGCUUUCACAACCAAUGCCAGGUUACAAGCACAUAUCAAGAAGGAACAUGCAAAAUGUAUGUUCUGUGAUCGAAAAUUUUCUAGUCAACAACUACUUCAAAAGCAUAUUGAUACUCAACACUCGGGGUCCACACUCGAAGAACGCAAAAAUAUCCCUUGUGAUUAUCCGGGUUGCCCGAAAACUUUUACGAAAAGAGCAAAUCUACAGGUUCAUAUGCGUACCGUUCAUGAUGGUCAACGUUUUAUUUGCGGAACAUACGAUGUUUCCCAAAUCCUCGACCUCGCAUCCUGGGAUGGAAGUGAUUCAUGCGGUAAAGAUUUCGUUUCAAAAGUUAAUCUCGAAGACCAUGUUCGAACUCUUCAUCUUGGUUUACCCAGUCUCUUAAAUGCCAGAGGUAGACGGAAGACUGUUUCACAACCAAAACGUUCUACGAGAAAGGUUCCAGACCAAACUGAAAUUGAAGAGUUGGCGGGUUAUGAUGUUAGGAGAACAAUUGAUUGUGUUGUUCAAGGGUGUCCUCAUAAGUUUAUGAGGGAUUAUGAUUUUCAUGAGCAUAUAAGAAUUAACCAUCAGAAUGUUGGUUUGAUGGAUGGACAGGUUGAUAUGAAUGUGAAUAUGGAUAUGGAUAUGAGCAUUCUGGGCGAACUUUCGUACACCAAUACAGGAGGAGAAUUACCAAGUCUAGAUUUUAUGAAUGAUGGCACGAAUAUGGGAAUGGAUAUUCUGGAUAUGAGCAUGGAUAUGAUUGAUCCCGCCUUACAGAUAACCAACUUCAACCUCGAUACACCAGUAUCAGGAUCAGCUUCAGCCUCAGUCCCACCAUCAAUCAAUGGAUGGAAUCACACAGAAGCAGGACCAGAAGUGGCAGCAGAUAUGGAUCUUGAUUGGGAGCUUCAACGACAGGCUUUGGAAGGAGGACAAUUCUGGAUUGGUGGUGAGGAACAACAAAUUCCUGAGGGGAUAGCAGAGUGGUCGAGAGAAGAGGCGGAGAUGAGAAGAUUAAUUGAUGGGACUUGAUGUGACUGUUUCGGAGGAUGUUUUGGGACCUCAAUUCGACUUGGAGGUCUGUCUCACUUUGUGAAGAUGAAGGUCAAAAAAGUUUCACACUGCGAUCACUAUUGUAUCUUGAAUGGAUUGAGCUACCUAUGGUUACCAGCUCGACAAUCCAAACAUAUCAAGAGCCAGAACUCCAUAACACCAUGUACAACGAAGGAAAAACUAAGGAAUUUACAAACGAGAUAAAAAGAAAAAGGGAAAAAUUCAAAAAGAGCUGAGAUAGCAAGCGCUGCAUAUAUCUCUCUUGUAAUUAUAGCUGGACUAUCCAUUAUACUCAUUGCACUGUAUCAUAUCAUAUACAUAUCCUAUCAAGCUUAUAUAAAAAACCCCUAAUGAAACAGAGCAG
Molecule: messenger RNA, 2298 nt
Organism: Sclerotinia trifoliorum
Lineage: Eukaryota; Fungi; Ascomycota; Leotiomycetes; Helotiales; Sclerotiniaceae
Source: the annotation of a GenBank genome assembly